This is a messenger RNA of Medioppia subpectinata, 600 nucleotides long. The record is from the annotation of a GenBank genome assembly. NCBI's taxonomy places the organism in Eukaryota, Metazoa, Arthropoda, Arachnida, Sarcoptiformes, Oppiidae.
AAAUUCAACAGUUCUCUGACAUUAAUAUGAAGGAAAUGAUGGACACUCUUAAAGCCAUUGACGACCACAAGGAGACUGAAGCCGAGAAGAAAGUUAUUCCAGAAGAGAUAAACAAAAAGCCGGUCAAUGAGAAAGAGGAUAAUUUCUUCGAAAGUUUGCCAAAUUUGUUGGAAAAGUUUCGGCUAUUUAUGAGUCCUUCCGAUUAUAACGACUUAAACCAAUUGUUCACAAGAGAUGACAGUCCUCUCAAUCUGGAGGGACGGAAACGACUCGAUCGCGAUUUCAACUCAUUUAUGCAAUUUAUAGACUCAAUGUUAAAGGGAAAGCCGAUCAGUGAAAUGGAAAUGGCCAAUGUGUGCACCAUUAUCAAUAACCUGCCGCCACUAUUCAUACAAUUAGAUCAAUGGGCAAAGAAAUACGAGCGCCAGAAGAAAGAGAAGUUGGAGUUGAAAGAAUUAUGAUCACUUUUGUGUAAUUUGUAUUUUUAAUUAAUCGCUUUUUAUUUAUUUAUACCAAUCGCUUACACUUUGAAUUUGUUUUUUAAAUCAACGCAUUAUUUAACCUCAUUUUGAUGUAUUGGACCCGCAUUUCUGUUUAAUU